Messenger RNA from Lolium perenne, 2200 nucleotides. RefSeq lists its product as uncharacterized. Gene Ontology annotation, molecular function: histone reader activity. Gene Ontology annotation, biological process: negative regulation of transcription elongation by RNA polymerase II. The record is from RefSeq and is a predicted model, not a curated record. Lineage: Eukaryota; Viridiplantae; Streptophyta; Magnoliopsida; Poales; Poaceae.
AUGAUGAAGAUUCGCAAGGAAGUCCAGCUUAGGCAGACAUAUAUGCCAGUAAGUGCGCCCUAUAGAAACACCAGGGCUAGCAGAGGUGACGAUGUUGAAAAUAUAGGUUUUGCAUAUAAUGGCAAGAUCAAUCGAUCUUUAGAACCGGUCUAUGUGAAUCAAGGAGGUGAUAAUGGUGUGGUCAUAAAUUCGCGGAAAUGCCCGUUAGGAGAAAACUUAGUGAUAUCAAAUGAAAGUAUUGUUCCAGUUGGCAAGAGUAAAAGAGUGGUAGUUUCACCAAAGUCUGUGCUCUUAGAAAAGUCUAUGAUCUCUAAUUUGACGGUUGACUUUUCUUCAGAAGUUGUGGAGAAAAUUGCCCCCCAAGCUUUGAAGAACAACUCAAGUGACACAAAUAAAGUUUCAAAGAAACCGCUCCAUUCUAGGAAAGUGGAUGCAUCUUCCAGAGGUUCGACGUCUUCGAUUGAAGCACCAUUGGUUUCAAACAAAGUAUCAAUCAAAGAGAAUGCCAUGGAAAGCAAAGUUCAUAUGGUGGAUGAACAUCAUGAGAAACAACAAUUUAAGGUGAGGGAACACAAAAACCCUUUUAAGAGUAAGGGUAUCUUAGAAACGGAAGAACACCGAGACAGCUCAGAUGCUCAUGGGAGAAUAGAGACACCAUUCUUGAGCAAUGAUAUAAAAAAUCAGAGUGGAGGCCUGUUAGUAGAGGAUCAUCAGAACGACAAAGACAAUUGUAAGAGUAAGAGAAAACGACAGGGAGAACAUGGUAAUGGUACUGAAGGAACUAAGACUGUUAAGUUGGUGAGAGGAAGAUUUAUAGGUAUUGUAGAUGAGGAUGAAGAGGAUAUUAAGAUUGUUAAGUCAGCGAGGAGAAAAUAUAUAUGUGAUGAAGAUGAAGACAAAGGUGAUAUUAGUGGCGAUGAACAUAACCUUAUUAUUGGUGAUAAUCAUAAUACUGCUGGCGCUGAAGAUGGUAUAGGUGGAUUGAUAGCACAAACUGCUAUUGUGGAGUUAUAUGGAUCGCUGCCCAUUGAUGAACCCAUUUGGAGUGGAAUGUUGGAGAUAGGAGGUGAGGGUUAUGUCCCAUUAGAAGCACAUUUGUUGGCUAAAUCUUGCGAAAAAGUAUGGGAAUGCUCGAGAUCUUUACAAAACAUGGUUAAAGUAGCAAAGAUUCCUAGGUUGGAUGCUGAACCCAAGUGCUUUAGGGUAUCAAGGCCAACUGAGGACAACAUUGGCCUGUAUUUCUUUCCACAAGAAAUGAGGCCAAAUGAGGGUUUCGAUAAGCUAGUCAAGGAAGUCAUGGACAAAAAUUUGAUCCUACGAGCUUAUGUCGAUGAAGCCGAGAUGUUGAUAUUUCCUUCUAUUUUGCUACCGGAGCGGCAUCAAACCUUUCAAGGGAAACACUACCUAUGGGGUAUGUUCAAACGCAGAGAGGAUAUGGUCAAUGCAGAAGGAGAACAGACCAUGCGUGGUACACGCACAGGGAAUGGGAGGCAGCAUUGCUCACGUCCUUGUGUGGGCAAAAAAGAUGUGAACAAAGGCGCUAGGACAAACUCCUUGGCUAGACCGAACGAGUCGACACCUCCGGCUGAGCGCACUGUGGCCGAAGCUGCUACUCCGGCUCCUGCCGCCGAUACUGCCACGUCUAAUGCACCAAGUCGCCAGGCUGAACAUGCUGCCGACGUAGUUGCCGAGCCGGUUCCUGCCGCCACGUCUCAUGCAGCAAGCUUGAUGCUUCCGGCUGAUCCCGUUGCCGCCGACGUUACCACAACAGCUCCUGCCGCCGGCGCUGCCUCGUCUCAUGCACCAAGCUCGUCAGUUUCUCAAAGAGGUAUGUACGGAUUCAUUGCUCCAUCAGAAAAUCAGAAGAUUCAUCAGCUCAUUCAAGAGCUGGAACGUGAAGGCGCUGUGGUAAUCUUCAUGCGCGGGGAGACGAUAGGAUGCGGCGUGGGUACGCAAUAAUAAGCACAUGCAGGUGUUGGAGUUUGCAGCCUUUGCAUGCAUGGGGCACCGACUCGGUUAGCCAGGGAAGCAUGCACACCAUGUUUCAAGUUUUUUUUUGUUAUUUGCAUGCCUUUGUAUGGAAGUAUUAAAUUAAGAUUUAUUUAUAUAGUUAAGUCGUACUUGUUAGUGGAAUAAAAAAUUUGAUGAAGAAAAACAAAUACAUAUCACGUGUAACAUUUGUUUGGGUCUCACAAUAAUA